Messenger RNA from Cynara cardunculus var. scolymus (artichoke), 729 nucleotides. RefSeq lists its product as uncharacterized. The record is from RefSeq and is a predicted model, not a curated record. The transcript is spliced from 4 exons. Bases 120 to 473 code for a protein of 117 amino acids. Lineage: Eukaryota; Viridiplantae; Streptophyta; Magnoliopsida; Asterales; Asteraceae.
GAUUGAAUUUGGGGAGUCGGAGACUACGACACGCUUUUCCUGCUCCAAAUUCCCAGCCGACCAAUUUUAAACCCAAAACCUCGAUCUAUCUCUGUGAUAGCGGUUGAAGACACCUUACCAUGGCAACAAGACAGGUGUUUAGAUAUGUAUCUCGCAGGUUCUCAACUGGUGGCAAAGUACUUGGUGAGGAGGAGAAGGCUGCAGAGAAUGUCUACAUCAAGAAAACUGAGCGAGAGAAAUUGGAGAAGCUUGCACAAAAGGGCCCUAAACCUGAAGAGACACCCGCAGCAAAUGCAGGUGGUUCAGGUACUGGAGCUGAAGCAAAAGCAAGCGAGUCCACUUCCGCAAAAACUGGAGUAUCAACAGACGAUCACAGGAACUAUGCAGUUGUAGCUGGCGUUGUAACUGGCCUUAGUGCUCUUGGAUGGUAUCUUUUGUCCAAGGACAAAAAGACCGAAGAGCUUCAUGAUUAAAGACCCACAGACAUAUAGGUACUUGCUUCGAAGUCCCUCUCAACCGUCUCUCUUAAUUCAAGACUAAUAAACGAAUAAGAAUUACAUGAUCGUAUGAGCAAUAUUGGUGCUGUUUUCUGUAAUCUAAAAUGCCUGGAUAUAUACAAUUGGUGGGAUUAAGAGCUAAUUCAACAUACUAUUAAGACCCAAAUACAUGAUUUGUGUUUUGUAGUUAUGUAUUUGUUUAUUUUACGAUUCAGACAUCAUGUUUUAUUUC